Molecule: messenger RNA, 1218 nt
Organism: Schizophyllum commune H4-8
Lineage: Eukaryota; Fungi; Basidiomycota; Agaricomycetes; Agaricales; Schizophyllaceae
Product: legume-like lectin
Exons: 6
Coding region: 120-1157 (345 amino acids)
Biological process (GO): endoplasmic reticulum to Golgi vesicle-mediated transport; Golgi organization; endoplasmic reticulum organization
Cellular component (GO): endoplasmic reticulum-Golgi intermediate compartment; endoplasmic reticulum membrane; Golgi membrane
Molecular function (GO): D-mannose binding
Source: RefSeq, a predicted model, not a curated record
UUUCUGCGUCCGCCGCGUCCAAUUUCACCGCUCAACGCCUCCGGAACCCUCAUAUCCACUUACCGCGGACUUCUAAACUUCACCUACUCGCUGGAUCUCGCGGCCAUUUUUUUGCAGCAAUGUCUGCAUGUUGUAACAAACUCGCCGUCUUGGGCUUGACUUUCUUUGGGCUGCUGCUGGGUCUUGCGAGAGCAGAGAUAAAGAUUGGGAACACCACCAUUGAUAGGACAGUGCAAUUGCGCACGCACUCAUUAUACGCUCCUUAUAUUGACCAAGACCUGCAAAACCGAUGGUGGGAUUUUGGCGGAGAUGCAUACAUCAACACCAACAAGCACGUUCGGUUAACGCGCAUGGAGCCUUCCGAGAUGGGCUGGCUAUGGUCACGACUCCCCCUUACCGCCUCGAACUUCGUCAUUGAGGUCGAGUUUAAGAUCGGUGGCUCCAAGUCACAUUUGUAUGGCGACGGCAUUGGUGUCUGGGUCACCAAGGAGCGCGCGGUGGAGGGUCCGAUAUUUGGCAACGGGGACCGCUUCGAAGGACUGGGUGUCAUGCUCGACACGUACGCCAACUCCCGGCACUCGUACGCCUUCCCACGCGUCUCGGGCGUCAUCCUCGACGGAAAGACACCCUACGACUACGCCAACGACGGUGAUAGCCAGUCGAUCGGUGGCUGCUCAGCAAAUUACCGCCGCGCCAAGGUCGCUACCAAGCUCAAGAUCACGUACGUGAAGGAGAAACUGCUCGACGUGAAGAUCCAGUACAAGGGCUGGGACGAGUGGACGGACUGCUUCCAGGUGCAGAACGUCAAGCUGCCGACCGCGCCCUACAUCGGGUUCACCGCCAUGACCGGCGACGUCGCCGACGCGCACGACAUCAUCUCCGUCACCUCCUACUCCGCCGUCCUCUCCAGCCCGAACAGCUCGCGCGACCGCCUUGGCAAGCCGCGCCUGCCGAACCUCAACAAGAAGGGCACCUGGACGGGCCUCUUCUUCAAGGCCUUCCUCGCUGCGGGCGUCUGCGUCGGCGCGUGGUACGGGUACAAGCAGUACAAGCGCAAGCAGCGGUACACGGGCUUCGGCUCUGGCUUUGGCCCGGGUGUGCUGGGGGGCAAGAGCGGGCCGUUUGGCGGGCUUUAUGGCGACGCGAAGCGGUUCUGAGGCUGCGUAUAUGGCGUAUAUAGUAUUUAUGGGCGUUCGCAAUGCUUUCCUGUGCGCGGUG